Molecule: messenger RNA, 967 nt
Organism: Effrenium voratum
Lineage: Eukaryota; Dinophyceae; Suessiales; Symbiodiniaceae
Source: the annotation of a GenBank genome assembly
UGGGUGGAAGGUGCUGCAGCAAAACAUGGAGGCUCACGCACGGUCGAUAUUUCCACCUCCAACUCAUGCCAGUGAGAGAGGACAUCUUGGACGACCUGAAAGGCAACAAUCGGGCAGGAGGAGGGAUGCCGACCUAUUUGUACAAAUCUGCCAAGAUCCGCAAGGCCCUGGAUGAAGUCGAGGACGGCGAAGUGUUUCUGUUCACCGAUGUGGACGUGCAAUACUUCCAGCCGGUCAAAGGAAUUGUGGAAGAGCGCAUGGCCAGCGGGGUGGACAUGAUAUUCCAAAAGGAGUUCGAGGACAUCGGGGUGAACAUCGGCUGGAUGGCCUUGCGCAACACGGGCCCCUGCCGAGCCUUCUGGGACCACGUCUAUGGAGAGAUCAGCCGCACCCAAGCCCUGGACCAGCGGGUGGUGAACAACAGCCUCUACUCAGGUCACGCGGCCUCGCUGGGCCUGCGCUGGGACCGCUGGCCCAGCAGCAUCUGGGCCUCGUCCUUGGCCUUCUCGGGGCCCUUGCCGGAGCUGGUGGUGCACCACGCCAACUUCCUGGUGGAGAAGGCGCCCUCCGCAAACCCCGCGCCCAAGCUGUCACAGCUCCGCCAGCUUCGGGACCUGCAAGCGGCAAAGAAGGCGAAGGCGCCCGAGGCCGCUGCCGCGGGCAGCGAUGGCGACUGGGAGGCGUUCAUGGCAGCAGCAAGAAGCUGCCAGGCGAUGUUGGACUACAGGAGUCGGCACUUUGGGUCGCGGCGCCCGGGCCCCGAGUGGUCGCUGCUGCCGGAAGGCCAUGUGGCGCGGCCCGGGGGGUUCAGCGAGCGUGCGGCCAAGAAGGCUGCGGCGGCUCUGCCGCCGGAGCCGGCGAAGAGCGCUGAGAGUUGACGCUUGACGUGGGGCAGUAGCGCGAGUCCAAGUCAUGAGCAGUAUGGCCAGCCACCCACAAUAGCUCAAGGGUUUUGGUUUAUGGGGAC